GGAUAAGCAUGUCAUUUUUUCAGCCGCAGGCAAGAGCUGCACCACAAAGACAAGCUGCUGAACCACAGCAUCAGCCAUGGGUCGAAAAAUACCGUCCAAAAACCAUUGACGACGUCUCAGCGCAAGAACAUACUGUUGCUGUACUCCGAAAGACAUUAACUUCGUCAAACUUGCCACAUAUGCUGUUCUACGGGCCACCUGGUACUGGCAAGACAUCCACUAUCCUCGCACUGGCACGGCAGCUAUUUGGGCCAGACAACUUCCGCUCAAGAGUGCUAGAACUGAACGCUUCUGACGAGCGUGGAAUUAGCAUUGUCCGCGAGAAAAUCAAGAAUUUCGCGCGGCAGACUCCGCGCGCACAGGUAGUCGCAUCCGAUGGAAAGACGUAUCCCUGUCCACCGUACAAAAUCAUUAUCCUCGACGAAGCAGACUCCAUGACGCAGGAUGCUCAGGCCGCGUUGAGACGAAUCAUGGAGACAUACGCCCGUAUCACCCGAUUCUGCCUCGUAUGCAACUAUGUGACUCGAAUCAUUGAGCCCCUCGCCUCUCGGUGUUCCAAGUUCCGAUUCAAGCCUCUCGACCCCACCUCUACCUCGAGUCGCCUGGCGGAGAUUGCAGCAGCAGAGAAGAUCCCUGUCACUGAUGCUGUCAUCUCUGCUCUCAUUAACACCUCUCAUGGCGAUCUCCGUCGUUCUAUCACGUAUCUUCAAUCCGCCUCACGCCUUUCUAUGUCCACAACCCCUCCAACGGACAUUACACCCAGUGAUAUCGAGGAGAUCGCAGGCGUCGUGCGGUCCUCGGUUAUCAACGACUUCGCAACUACGCUUGGCGUCGAAUUGGUCUCUGCAGAUGCCAUGGAUAUAGACAGUAGCGUGAAGGCGAAGGGCUUUGACGCAGUCAGGAAGAUAGUGAAGGCUAUCAUCCGGCAAGGAUAUUCAGCCUCGCAGAUCAUCUCUCAACUUCAUGACCUCGUAAUCGAGCAUCCUACACUGUCGGCGAGGCAAAAGUCCCAGUGUGCUCUUGCCUUCGCUGACGCAGACAAGGCCCUGUGUGACGGUGCCGACGAAGAGCUGUGGAUUCUUGAGGUCUCUCUGCGAGUGCAUAAGGCGCUGUCGACAUGAUUCAAGCCUUCGUGUUGUCGCCUUUCUUACCCUUGUAGCCGUAGUCUGUUGUUAUUUCCGGUCAUUUAUCCUGCUUUGUACGUUGCUUCCGGG
Messenger RNA from Fomitopsis serialis, 1214 nucleotides. Its product is annotated as P-loop containing nucleoside triphosphate hydrolase protein. Gene Ontology annotation, molecular function: ATP binding; ATP hydrolysis activity; DNA binding. NCBI's taxonomy places the organism in Eukaryota, Fungi, Basidiomycota, Agaricomycetes, Polyporales, Fomitopsidaceae. The coding region runs from base 9 to 1121 and encodes 370 amino acids. Gene Ontology annotation, biological process: DNA-templated DNA replication; DNA repair. Gene Ontology annotation, cellular component: nucleus; DNA replication factor C complex. The transcript has 6 exons. The record is from RefSeq and is a predicted model, not a curated record.